Messenger RNA from Aspergillus campestris IBT 28561, 1428 nucleotides. RefSeq lists its product as uncharacterized. NCBI's taxonomy places the organism in Eukaryota, Fungi, Ascomycota, Eurotiomycetes, Eurotiales, Aspergillaceae. Bases 338 to 1093 code for a protein of 251 amino acids. The transcript has 3 exons. The record is from RefSeq and is a predicted model, not a curated record.
UUCAUAUUGACAGUCUAUCUAAAUCCAAUCACUUCCACUAAACAGGACACAGCAGAUGAGUCUGGAUGAGAGCAUCACCACAGACAUGAUAUUCACUUCCAAUUCAUGUAUAGCGUCACGCGGAGCCUACUCAAUAGGCAAUUUUUCUGUAGAAUCCGUCAUGGCAUUCUCCGCAGCAACGACAUAUAGUAACAGCUGGAGUCAGAACAAUAACCACCCUGACUGAUUAUUCUUUCACACAUUUCUCCCACUCUCCUCCAGCUAGUAUCUACCUCUCCUAUACCGAUCUCUCCAUCGCAUCUACACCUUCACAAUCUCCAUCAAACAAGCACUACCAAUGACCUUGAACGCAGAGAACACCACCUCCGCAUACAUCAAAGAAGAACACACUUCCAACUUCACCCCCAUCAACAUCAAAAAAACCCCAUCCCCAACAAUGGAGUCCAAGAAAGAAACCCCCAAACCCAGUACUCCCAAGGCUAGCACUCCCAAGAAGCGCACCCAUACCCCCAAGACCCGGACCGGUCAGGACAAAGCCCCAACCAACGAAACCACCCCCAGCACCCCCACCAAGAAACCCAAGACAAUCCCCACCAAAGCAAUCCUCACCAAAGCCAACAACAUCUCCCCCAUCAAAAAAGCCCUAGGCCCCAUCCCCACCAGCCUCGAUGCGGCCAGCACCGCCGACCAGGCCAUCCUGCGCAUGCGCGACGACGAAGGUCUCGGCUGGAAGGAGAUCACGGCCGAGUGGUGCAAGUUGACCGGUGUGACUACUCCUAUUGGGAUGUCGACGCUGCGGAUGCGCUAUCAGACUAUGAAGGCGAAUUUUGUGGGUUUUACUGCUGAGGAUGAACUCCGGCUCCUCAAAGAGAAGAGAAAAAUCGAGCAGCGUUUCGAAACAGAAAAGUGGUCUCGUAUCGCCGAUGCGAUUGUCGCAGACGGAGGUGCCAAGUAUGCGCCUGCAUCGUUGCAGAAGAAGUUCAAGCAGUUGGAGAAGGCUGCUCCUGUUUCUACUCCUGUUUCUACUCCUGUUUCUACUCCUGUUUCUACUCCUGCUCGUGCUGAUGAUGGUGACGCUACUGACGAUGAAUGAUGCACGAUGAAAGCGCAAUGCGUUUGAUGCUAUUCUACCUCAUCUUCAUUGAUCUGGAUGAAUGGAUGGUUGGGUGUGUUUCUGGGCUUAGGACAUCAUACUACUGCGUGUGGGUGGUGCUUGGGGGUUUGUUUCUUUCUUUCUGAUUUUGUCUUACUUUUGUUUUAUUUGGCUUCUAGCUGAGGAUGUCAUAUCGGGGAUGUUGUUGGAGGGUUUCUUCCUUUCUUCUUUUGCUUUACUUUGCUUUUAACUUCGCGUUUGUCCUUCUAUGAAACUAUCCAGAUAUGUAUCACCACAUCAAGAUCAGACGGCGCAACUACAAUGCCAGAACCAGC